ACAAACGCGUUGCUGGAUCCUCCUCCUCUCCUCGCUGGCGAAGCCUUUUCUCCCGUCUUUGCUCAAUCUUGAUUGCGUCUCCUUCUGGUUCAUCGCCGUCGAUUACUGUCGGAGAUAUCAAUUUCAUCAGACGGACGCUCACGGUCACGCAGCAACGUUGAUUCGUCGCUCCCUUGAGAAUUCACGGAGAUGGCGAUGACAGUUGAAGUCUACUAUUGCUCUCUUGGAUCAUGAUGUACCCAUGCAGUGCUUGCUGGACUUGCCCUCAUGUUUUCAUCUAGUUUCCUCCUGCAAAUCGUGGCUUGUGCAAUAUACAGCAAUUGGUGGCCAAUGUUAUCAGCUCUCAUGUAUGUUUUGGUCCCUAUGCCAUGCAUGUUCUUUGGUGGUGGAUCCACUGAAUAUUUACUCAGCCGGGAUGGUGGCGGGUGGAUAGAUGCUGCUAAAUUCCUAACCGGCGCUUCGGCAGUAGGGAGCAUAGCCAUCCCUAUUAUCCUAAGGCACGCCCAUCUGAUCAGCACCGGAGCUAUGUUGAUUGAAUUCAUGUCGUUUUUCAUAUUUGUGUGUACGGUUAUGUGCUUUCAUCGUGCUAAUCUUGAAGACGAAUGGUGAUGAACACUCCAAAAAGAACUUCGCGGGAAUUUGUCCAGAUUUAAAAAGAAAAGUGAAAGAACCAAGAAGGUGAACAAAUUAGAAAAAGAACAAGUUCCCAUUAAUGUAAAGCUAGAAAAAAACUGACUUAAUUUUCUUGACUUACUUUUGUGAUGAACCAAGUGGUCUUUUUAUGAGGUUGUUCAGGCAUAUGUAUAUGUAUAAGCAAAUAAGGUGUGUUUACCCAUGGAAAGAUGGUAAUUUGGUGAA
Messenger RNA from Cynara cardunculus var. scolymus (artichoke), 858 nucleotides. RefSeq names its product vacuolar protein sorting-associated protein 55 homolog. NCBI's taxonomy places the organism in Eukaryota, Viridiplantae, Streptophyta, Magnoliopsida, Asterales, Asteraceae. The transcript is spliced from 6 exons. Gene Ontology annotation, biological process: late endosome to vacuole transport via multivesicular body sorting pathway. Gene Ontology annotation, cellular component: endosome. Bases 268 to 609 code for a protein of 113 amino acids. The record is from RefSeq and is a predicted model, not a curated record.